AAAAGACUUUCUUAUAAGCUACCAACAAAGUUAUUAAUUUUGAGGCAGGAGUGCUGCAUCGCAGUCAUUGUGGAAUACGUCCUGACUGGGAAACAGGUCGCAUGUUCUGGAGAGCACCUCUACGGUCGGGCUCAGUCGGGAGCGCGUCAUUGACCUGAUUAAUCCCGAAAAGACUUAAACGCGGCACCCGGGAUCCGCUUCAAAGAUCCGUUGGCGUCACGACUGGGUUAGCUAGCCUGGCUAAGGAACAGGAGAGCAGCCAGGAACCAGCCCCUCAGAUACAGGCAGUUAAGACAGUCAUGCUGUGUUUCGGUUUUAUGAUAUGAAAUGCGGAAAACAUGGGGGCCAAAGAAUCAAGGAUUGGUUUCCUCUCUUAUGAUGAGGCAGUCAAGAGAGUGACUGAUGUUGAACUCAAAAGGCUGAAGGAUGCUUUCAGGAGGACCUGUGGCUUGUCGUACUUUAUGAGUCAGCAAUGCUUCUUCAAGGAGGUGUUGGGGGACAUGGUUCCCCUCAAUAUUUCAGAGGUGAUCUACAGUUCGUUUGGUGGCACAUCGAAAGGCCUGCACUUCAACAACCUCAUUGUUGGCCUGGUGCUCCUCACCAGAGGACGUGAUGAAGAGAAGGCCAGAUACAUUUUCAGUCUUUUUGCCAGUGAAUCAGGCAGUUAUGCCACACGAGAGGACAUUGAAGCUAUGCUGCAAGCUGUGGAUGGAGAAGUCCAUCCGUCUCUCAGGAAGUGCUUUACCGAGGCAGAGAAGGUGAAUUAUGAGAAGUUUAAGAACUGGCUGCUGCAAAACAAAGAUGCUUUCACCUUCUCCCGCUGGCUCCUGUCCAGUGGGGUGUGUGUGACUCUGACCGAUGACAGCGACACACCUACCUUCUACCAGACCUUAGCAGGGGUCACACACUUAGAAGAAUCGGACAUUAUUGACCUGGAGAAGCGAUACUGGUUACUGAAAGCUCAGUCACGAACUGGACGAUUUGACUUGGAGACAUUUAUCCCAUUGGUAUCCCCUCCUAUUCAUCCAUCCAUAAGCGAAGGUUUGUUCCAUGCCUUUGAUGAGAACAGAGACAAUCACAUAGACUUCAAAGAGAUCUCCUGUGGCUUGUCAGCAUGCUGUAGGGGGCCCUUGGCCGAGAGGCAGAAAUUUUGUUUUAAAGUGUUUGAUGGUGACCGUGAUGGAGUUCUCUGUCGACAAGAACUCCAUGAGAUGGUUGGUGCUUUACUGGAGGUCUGGAGGGACAAUCGUACUGACUUCAUCCCCGAAUUGCAGGCAAAUGUGCCUGAUAUCGUCGAAGACAUUCUUAGGGUACAUGACACUACACAGAAGGGCCAUCUGACACUUGAAGACUAUCAGAUAUGGAGUGUGCAGAGUGCAUUAGCUGCUGAGUUUCUCAACCUCCUGUUUCAGGUAUGUCAUAUUGUUCUUGGACUGCGGCCUGCCACUCCCGAGGAAGAAGGACAGAUCAUCAGGGGCUGGUUGGAGAGGGAGAGCCGCCAUGGACUCCAGCCUGGAGACUACUGGUUCCUCAUCUGCACCCAGUGGUGGCAGCAGUGGAAGGACUAUGUCAAAUAUGACAGUAAGGUGAUAGUGGUGGAACAGCCACCAGUCUUCACCGCAGGCAGAAGUCCUCCGUCCACGUCUGGGCUGGACCAGGGUGGCCAGGGCGACUGCGCGGUCAGCUUGCACUCGUCCCCCGAGGAGAAGUUCUCCGACAAUGUCUCCAGCGCCUCGGAGGCAUCUGAAACCACAAGCACCGGCCUCCUGCCCUCCAGCUCCACGGCCACCGACGUGUGCUUCGCCCGCCAGCCCGACUCCCCAGAGGCAGACGCUCAGAGCUUCCUGGGGGCUGACGGGAGUGCGACGGCCCUCAGGCCAGGUGCCAUAGACAACCAGCCACUGGUAACAUCAGAGCCUCUCAAGGCUCCUACGUUGACAAUGGAAGGCGGCUUACUAAGGCGUUCUCCCCCACUGCGUCUGGGCCAGGACUUUGAAGUCGUACCUGAACCGGUGUGGAGGGCUCUCUACCACUGGUACGGAGCCAACCUGAGCCUGCCGCGGCCGGUGAUCCGGGCGAGGGACAUGGAGAAAGCCGAGCUGGAGCUCUUCCCCAGACACCUGCUCUUCCUGAGGCAGCAGCCGCCUGCCCGCACGCCUCAGUCCAACAGCUGGAGCAGCAUCGGGAGCAUGCCAUCGCCCAGCGCCCCUCUGAAGCGGGUGCUGGUCUACACCGGCUGCUUUAGCCGGGUGGGCACCAUCAAGGACAUCCACGACUAUCUGUCCCAGAGGCUGCGCAUUAAAGAGGAAGACAUGAGACUCUGGCUCUUCAUCAAUGAGAAUUAUUUGACUCUUCUUGAUGAUGAGGACCACUCACUGGAAGCUCUGAAGAUCCCUGAUGAGCAAUACAUGGUUAUUGAAGUGCGCAACAAAGACAUGAGUUGGCCCGAGGAGAUGUCGUUCUUGGCCAACAGCAGCAGAAUGAACAGGCACAAAGUGCCCACUGAGAAAGGAGCCACUGGUCUCAGUAACCUUGGCAACACUUGCUUCAUGAACUCCAGCAUCCAGUGCGUGAGCAACACUAAGCCUCUAACAGAGUACUUCACAUCGGGUUGCCACCUUUAUGAACUCAACAGAACAAAUCCUAUUGGGAUGCGUGGUCAUAUGGCAAAAUGCUAUGGUGAUCUGAUCCAGGAACUGUGGAAUGGUACACAGAAAAGCAUCGCACCACUGAAACUCAGGUGGACCAUAGCAAAGUAUGCUCCACGGUUCGAUGGCUUCCAGCAGCAAGAUUCUCAAGAGCUGCUGGCCUUUCUGUUAGAUGGCCUUCACGAGGACCUUAACCGGGUUCAUGACAAGCCUUACGUGGAGCUGAAGGACAGCGACGGCAGGCCUGACUGGGAAGUUGCGUCUGAGGCCUGGGAGAACCAUUUGAGACGGAACCGCUCUAUAGUGGUGGACCUGUUCCACGGCCAGCUCAGGUCUCAGGUCAAGUGCAAAACCUGCGGACACGUCAGCUCACGCUUUGACCCCUUCAACUUCCUCUCGCUCCCCCUGCCGAUGGACAACUCCAUGCACCUCGAGAUCAUAGUCGUGAGGCUCGACGGCUCGACGCCAGUGCGGUACGGGCUCAGGCUCAACGUGGAUGAGAGAUAUUCCGGCCUGAAGAGCCUGCUGAGCGAGCUGUGCCAUCUGAAGCCGGAACAGCUCCUCCUAGUGGAGAUUCAUUUGUCCUGCAUUAAGAAUUUUCCGUUAGAUAACCAAAAAGUGCGCCGUGCUGUGAGCGGCUUCCUGUGCGCAUUUGAAAUCCCGCUACCCACGUUCCCCUCGUCUGCCACCUCCCAUAAAGAAGCGGGCACCGGAGACCUCCCAAAGGUGGCCAAUGGUAUAAGCCCAUCACUCUCCAACAGUACAUCCCUGAGGCUUGACAUCAUUCCUAAAGGCAUGCCGAACACGGUGGUGCCCUGUAGUGCAGAUGGCAGCCCCGCCAACGGCCUUCCCAACGGCCACGUCCCGACACCCCACGCCGGCCCCUUCACCGGCUACGUUAUUGCCAUUCACCGGAAAAUGAUGCGCGCAGAGUUAUACUUCCUCUCGUCUCAGAAGAACAGGCCCAGUCUGUUCGGCAUGCCCCUGAUCGUGCCCUGCAUGGCAGAUACGCGCGGCCGAGACCUGUACAACACGGUGUGGACGCAGGUGUCCCGGCUGGCCAGUCCACUGCCCCCUCAGGAGCCAUGCAACCAUGCCCAGGACUGUGAUGACAGCCUAGGCUACCAGUACCCUUUCACCCUGCGUGCUGUGCAAGGAGAUGGGAACUCCUGUGCCUGGUGUCCGUGGUACAGGUUCUGCCGAGGCUGUACCAUAGAGUGUAAUGAUGGCAGGGCUGCAGUAGGCCAUGUGUGCAUAGCUGUCGACUGGGACCCCACUGCCCUGCACCUCCGAUACCAGACAUCCCAAGAGAGGCUGGUGGAGGAGCACGUGAGCGUGGAGCUGAGCCGGCGUGCCCAGGCCGAGCCCAUCAGCCUGGACAGCUGCCUGAGGGCCUUCACCACGGAGGAGGAGCUGGGCGAGAAUGAGCUCUACUACUGCUCCAAGUGCCAGACCCACCGCGUGGCCACCAAGAAGCUGGACAUCUGGAGACUUCCACCAAUACUGAUUGUGCAUUUGAAGCGGUUCCAGUUUGUGAACGGUCGCUGGAUUAAAUCUCAGAAGAUUGUGCGAUUCCCCAGGGACAGCUUUGACCCCAGUGCAUUUCUGACCCCUCGAGAGGCAGAACACAGCCAGCAUGGCUGGAGAUCUUGUUCAAAAGAAGAGCUGUCUGAACAGGAAACCGGACCAAACUCUGGAGCAGCAGACCAACCUUGUAAUGCCGUACCACUUCCCUUUAAUAAUACAAAAGACUCUCCGAGCAGCGGGAGGCUGAUCUCUUCCCUCAGCAGAAGCGGCAGCCCCAGCGGCAGCCCCAAAGCUGACCGCCGGAGGCCGGCCCAGAAGCGGGUGGCGCGGCCGGACUCGCGGCUGCAGCUCUCCCUCAGCAAGGAGAGCCUGGACAGUGGCAGAGAGAGUCCGCUGGAGCUAGAGCCCGCCGGCGGCAGGCCCGAGGUCCCCAGCGAUGCCGACACCGUGGGCCCGGACUCCGCGCUGGGUGACGACGUCGGCAGGGACUGUGACAACGCCACAUCCGUGUCGGAGCUGGAGAGCAACGGCUGCCCCGAGGACAGCAUGGACCUGGAGGCCUCCCAGGACCAAAGAGACAGGAUCUGCCUGGAGCCUGUCUAUGACCUGUACGCAAUAUCGUGUCACUCAGGGAUCCUUGGAGGAGGCCACUAUGUAACAUAUGCCAAAAACCCCAAUGAGAAGUGGUACUGUUACAACGACAGCAGCUGCAAGGAGAUGAAUCCGGAAGAGAUCGACACGGACUCUGCGUACAUUCUCUUCUAUGAGCAGCAGGGUGUGGACUACUCCCUGUUCAUGCCAAAGACUGAUGGGAAAAAGAUGACCGACACCAGCAGCAUGGACGAGGACUUUGAAACUGACUAUAAGAAGUACUGCGUUCUUCAAUGAUGUCCGCGCUCUCGUUAGCGGAAGGGUGGAGAAAAAAGAAAACGGAUGCUCAAAGAUGCCGUCUCUCAGAUUGAGAGGACCUCAUUUUUGGCCUUUUUUGUUUUGUUUUUUUUCCCCCCCCCCCCCCCCCCCUUUAAACUUUUAGCCAAACUAUGGUACUGUCCAGUUAUUUCAGGCAUUGACAGUGUUUGUCUCUCACGUGUUUUUAAUUUCUUUGUGUUGCCCUGUUGCAAUUUUAUGUACAGGAUAAAUUAGUAAGUGCCGGUCACAUACUCUAUGAACCAUGCGUGACAAGGAUAGUCAUUCACAUCAGUGCAUUUAGACAAAGUGGUUGUGGAGGAGGCAGAGACGUUGGUACUAGUCUAUUUAUUGUUUAAGACCGUUUAAUGACUUUGACAUUAAUUAUGCUAUUUUGUUUGAAUUUUUUCUUAGAACAAUCUCAGCAAUUUUUGCUAUCCUUAUUGAUCUUUUUAUGUGGCUUGCAUAUGUUUGAUCAAUAUUUCUUUGCAAGGAAAACUGGCACUGUAUCUUUGUUCAAAGAUGCUAAUAAUACUGUAUGCACUUUUAUGCUUUAAGUUGCUGUAAUUUGAUCCCAUUUUGUGACAUUGCACAUUAUUAUUAUUAUUAUUAUUUGUUGUUGUUGUUUGUUUUUACUUAUUGGUGUGUGUGUGUGUGUGUGUG
Messenger RNA from Electrophorus electricus (electric eel), 5744 nucleotides. Its product is annotated as ubiquitin carboxyl-terminal hydrolase 32-like. Gene Ontology annotation, cellular component: Golgi apparatus. Gene Ontology annotation, molecular function: cysteine-type deubiquitinase activity; calcium ion binding. Gene Ontology annotation, biological process: protein deubiquitination. The record is from RefSeq and is a predicted model, not a curated record. Lineage: Eukaryota; Metazoa; Chordata; Actinopteri; Gymnotiformes; Gymnotidae.